Molecule: messenger RNA, 294 nt
Organism: Effrenium voratum
Lineage: Eukaryota; Dinophyceae; Suessiales; Symbiodiniaceae
Source: the annotation of a GenBank genome assembly
AUGGCGGCGGUGGCACUUCCAAUUCCGGACAAAGGACUGCGCCUCGCUGGGCGACGGCUUUCCGCCGCACCCCGCGGACCGCCUCAGCUACCGGGAGGGAUCCCGCGACUCCUUCGUGCGGUCCAGGAGCUUUUGCUGCCGCUGCGUGCGCUGAACGAGGGCCGCUGCUGCAUGCACCAGACGUUCUCCCGGAAGCCCCUACCGGCCGAGAAGAUCGACCAGGUGGUGGAGGAGAUCACGAAGAGCGCCAUUUGCCCCUGCUCGCCAAUGCCCGCAACCAGGGGGUCUUGGUGA